Messenger RNA from Chaetomium fimeti, 1024 nucleotides. RefSeq lists its product as uncharacterized. The record is from RefSeq and is a predicted model, not a curated record. Bases 93 to 776 code for a protein of 227 amino acids. The transcript has a single exon. NCBI's taxonomy places the organism in Eukaryota, Fungi, Ascomycota, Sordariomycetes, Sordariales, Chaetomiaceae.
GUCUGUUUGGCUGUCCCGUCAACCAGCGGAACAGGGAAGGUUUGACCCGACUACAGGCAUCUUGCGCGUCCGUUUUUUGACCCGUCACUUCCAUGCGCUUUGUCCCCUGGUGCCCUGCGUGCCUGCCAGUCCCGCGAGCUCGCAACUGCCAUUCUGGACGAAGUACAUACAUACAUUGCCACAUUGCGCUGCCGGUGGACGCGUUGGUACUCCUGGGAUUCGCCCAUAUUACCCGACAUCCCGCUUACGGUUUACCGAUGGGGGGCGUUCUGGGGAUGGCUGCGGAUGCACUUUGCAGAUUCCCCGACCUCCACGGCAGUGGGGACUGGGGGACUUGGCUGGUGGAUCUUCGAGGGAGGCUCCCCCCACCCCCUGCCCACGCCAUGGCGGACCCUGCCCGUGCCUGCCCACGCGGGGGCCCCGAGAAAAUGGAUGGUUCGUGCCUUCCCCGUGGAACGUGUGCCGAAGUUCGGAGGGGCCACUGGCAGCUGACAUGCAAAAAGCCUCGCUCUGGAACCGCUCUUUCUUCGGGCGAAUAUGCAACGCACCAAUGUUAUCCAGGCAACAGCCAGUCAGAUGAUGUUGGGAAAAAUGCAGCCCCCCCAAGUCGUGCAGAUUUCUGGGUGCUCUUCCCGUCGCUCCGUCUUGUCAACGGAGCCGCUAGGCUAAGAGUAGAAAGUGCAGGGAACCUUGACCAGAGGUUCCACGGCCUUCGAACCGAUCGGCAGCAGGAUUUGCUCAAUUUGUUGCUUCCACCGUUGCCCCACUGUCGUUAAAAAUCGAUGGGUAAAUUGAAGUCGGGCAGAAUAUUCCGGGCUGCCACCGCUGCGGAGACGGGCACAUGACAUCACUUGGAACCUGCAGGAUUUCGAGUUGGUCUCAGCAAGCGAGGAGCGAGACCGGCAAGGUCGGCACGGCCCUGCUACGCUCGGAGGAAGAGGGCGCGCCCGCCCGCCACAGCCGGCGCCCACGGACGACGACGAGAGCCGUGACAGCUACACGGUUCGUCCAAACGCGCCUCCAA